GCGCCGUGUGGCACGGUCGUACACUCUUGGAUGAUCGAAGUCGCGCGCACGAGCGACUUUUGGGUCGGUUCUCUCCGCCAGCGACGGUCUGCGGGGGGAAGAGGUUGCGCACUGCAGACGGAGCACACGCACACACACACACACACACACACACACACACAGAGAGAGGCCACGUAGACUGUUCAUUCCGUCCCUCUGUGUCCACGUGGACUGCUAAGCGUCGAGACGCUUUGCUCAGGUUUGAUCACAGCACCUCCCCUCCCCUCCUUGCCGCCAAUCAGCGCGGUGACGUUCCCCGCGCCUCCCCUCCUUGCCGCCCUCUCGUCCGCCUACUCGUGCCCGUUUCUCUCUCUCCUACACCUCAAUCCGCGCUGCUCAACAAGUUUGACCAGGCAGUAAGUAUACGUACUUCGGUCCUUUUCUUAUCACCACUCUCGCUCUCUCGCUCUCUCGAUCCUUAACAUCAUUUGCGGUCGCUCUCCGUGCCGGCAGUAAGUACCGUGCUGCUUCACUCAGUCUAUAAUCAUCAUCCAUCAUCGAGGCGCCGCGUCUAUUCGUCGCGUUUCAUAUAUAUAGAUAGGUAUACACUCGUAUGUACUCGGUUGGCGCAUUGAUGACUGCCGCCGUUGAUCCUCCCGCUCUUUUUAAGAAUCAAUUACUCGAGUGUUCUGCAUACGAUUACUCCCACGCUUCCACAUCAGCAACGCUUCCACAUCAGCAGCAGGAGUUUCCGUAUCAGAGCUGCAGCCAGCUGGCACGUCUUGUCGUGCUCCUGGUUCCACGACGCCAAUCAACUUAAUCGUGUUCGUCGCUAAUUAGUCACAAGCUAAUCAGUCAACGUCAGCAAUCAAUCAAUCAAAUCUAUCAACCCACUUGUCUAUUCCGUCCAUCAAUCAUUCUCUUGGUACUUUACCGUUAGAUCGUGAUCUGCUGUGGUCCCAUUUCCACCUCUCUUCCCUUCUACCUUGCUCUCUUUCCCCUAUUUUCCUCUACUCGUCUCUCUCGUGUCCGCGUCCUUCGCUGUGAUAAAGUUUAACCGAUCGA
Chara braunii is the source of this 1044-nucleotide messenger RNA. Lineage: Eukaryota; Viridiplantae; Streptophyta; Charophyceae; Charales; Characeae. The record is from the annotation of a GenBank genome assembly.